Molecule: messenger RNA, 1268 nt
Organism: Gossypium raimondii (Peruvian cotton)
Lineage: Eukaryota; Viridiplantae; Streptophyta; Magnoliopsida; Malvales; Malvaceae
Product: LRR receptor-like serine/threonine-protein kinase GSO1
Exons: 6
Coding region: 14-721 (235 amino acids)
Molecular function (GO): protein binding
Source: RefSeq, a predicted model, not a curated record
CAUUCCGUCAAAUAUGGGCAAAUGCAACAACCUUAAAAAUUUGUGGUUGUCCCAUAAUCAAUUUAUGGGGAUCAUUCCAAGAAGUAUUGGAAAUCUAACACGACUCCAGGAAUUACGUUUGGGGUUUAAUAAUUUAGAAGGUCAAAUUCCGAAGGAAUUCGGUAACCUUCUUGGUUUGGAGCUGCUUAGUAUUAAAGCAAUUAAAGGCCUUACAGGUCAGAUUCCAACUUCGAUCUUCAACAUUUCUUCUCUGAAGACCAUUGAUCUCUCCAACAAUAGCCUCUCUGGUAAUUUGCCUAAUGAUAUGUGUCAAUAUCUUCCCAAGCUUGAAAGGCUUUACCUGGGUUGGAAUGAAUUAUCUGGUCAGAUUCCAUCAAGUAUUUUUAAUUUAACUACGCUCGAAGAAAUAGUACUAUUUAACAACAGUUUAGAAGGUAAUUUACCACCCAUCUCCAAAGCUCCAAAGCUUGAGAUUCUUUUAUUGUGGGGAAAUAAACUCAGCGGAAACAUUCUCAACUCUAUCUCCAAUGCUUCCAUGCUUAAGAUUCUAUCCUUGUCACAAAACUUAUUCUCUGGCCCAAUCCCUAAAAUGCUUGGCAGCUUAAAACACCUUGAAGUGCUCCAUAUCCCUGACAAUAAUUUGAUCACAGGAUCUGCUGCUGAUCAUGAGUGGAGCUUUCUUUCUUCUUUGACGAAUUGUAAGAAUUUGAAAACCAUAUAAGUUUCAGGAAAUCCAUUGAGUGGCGUUCUUCCUACUUAUAUCGGGAACCUUUCAAAAUCCCUUCAAUACUUUCAUGCCAAAAAGUGUGAGCUUACAGGCUUUAUUCCUAUGGAAAUAGAAGAUGCCAAAGGAGGAGUACAGCUUUACCAAUUAAAGAUGAUUUGUUGUCUUUGAAGACACCAAGAAGAAUUUCACAUGCUGAACUUUCACGAGCAACUAAUGGAUUUGAGGAAAGCAAUAUGCUUGGUUUAGGGAGUUUUGGAUAUGUAUAUAAAGGGAGGCUUUCAGAUGGAAUGGAAGUUGCAAUAAAAGUUUUCAAUUUGCAAAUAGAGGGAGCAUUUAGGAGUUUUGGCAUUGAAUGUGAUGCUAUGCGUAAUAUAGUUCAUCGUAAUAUUGUGAAGGUCAUUACUUGCUGCUCAAGUGUUGACUUCAAAGCCUUGGUGCUUGAUUACAUGUCUAAUGGAAACCUUGAGAAAUGGUUACAUUCUGAAAAUUGUUUCCUUGAUAUCAUACAAAGGGUCGACAUAAUGAUAGAUGUUGCGGUAGC